This is a messenger RNA of Trypanosoma rangeli, 477 nucleotides long. Its product is annotated as putative zinc-binding protein (Yippee). The transcript has a single exon. Bases 1 to 477 code for a protein of 158 amino acids. NCBI's taxonomy places the organism in Eukaryota, Euglenozoa, Kinetoplastea, Trypanosomatida, Trypanosomatidae. The record is from RefSeq and is a predicted model, not a curated record.
AUGGGAAGCUCAUUGCGCCUCUUAGCUGAUCAUGUAGCAUGUGAUGAGAACCAGGAACAAGGUUUUUGGCGCUGGGUACGACGCAAGCGGGGGCGGUUGCCCGGUGUGGAUGAGGACGGUAGUGUGACUACGAUGGGGACACCUGAGAAAGAGGAUGAAAAGGCAGAGGACCCCGAUGCUCAAAGUUUGGUUCGGAUGCAGGUGCUAGGAACUGACGGGGCUGCGUCCGUGUCGCUAGGCCGUUCUGUUUUGUGUGGUCCUUCUGUAGAGGACACGUAUGGUUACCACUAUCACGUGUAUCCUUCCGCUUCUCCAGGUGAUGCGCAUGGCACGGCGUUGUGUUGGUCCUUGCGGAAGUCGUCGUUAAACACCCACGCCUUGAUGUGCCUUGGGCGUGUGGCAAACAGCUGCCACAAGGACAUGGUGUUGUUUGAUGGUGAUAUUGGCAUCAUGCUGUCGUACACAACGACACCGUAA